CCGAAGCAGCGCUGACACUCUCACCAUCGUCCCUUUGUUUUUGUCGCUCCUCAGUGUGCGCGCGUGUGAUUAUAUGUGUGCGUGUGUCCCUCCACCCCCCACCUCCCUUCUCCGCCGUGUUCUGCCGGGKACUUGUGAAUGGCAGCCAAUGGGAGGGUUGAGUCCCCUCAGCCUCCCUGACAUCCACAGCGAGAAGUGAUGCAGCGCGGCUGAGAGACGCGCAGUCGGGGCGGAACACCGGCCAACAAAAGCCGCAGCGAGCGGAUACACAGCUCCGGCUUUACGUUUGUGUGUGUUCCCCCCCUGGGGUUUUUUUUCCCUCUCUCUCUCUCCCUCUCUCUUCUGGAAACAUUUUUAUUUUCAAUCAUUCUUCACAAGAAUAAACUUCAUCAAUCAGGGGCUGAUUGCUGCUCUAUGUGAGUCCAAGGAGCCUUUCCUGCUUACAGCAUGAGAACCAAUUCAAUACUCUGACCACCAGACACAGACCUCUGGGGCGGCAGAAGGGUGAAGGUUUUGUGGUUGUCUGGCCAUGAGUCGAAGGACAGUUUGUGCGCUGGUGGUGAUGUGGGCCAUGGCCCACCUCAGCUCUCCGGGUUAUGGCCUCAGGGCUCUUCGAAGGACUACAGGGGGACGGAGAGGAUCGACGGGACUAAUGGGACAGGAUGCCAAYGGAGUGCCACUCAGACGCUCUAAACGAGGCUGGAUGUGGAACCAGUUUUUUCUGUUGGAGGAGUACACCGGGACAGACAUGCAGUACGUCGGAAAGCUUCAUUCGGACGGAGACCGGGGAGAUGGCAGCGUGAAGUACGUCCUCACCGGUGAAGGAGCAGGCACCCUGUUUAAGAUUGACGAAAAGUCGGGGGACAUCCACGCCACCAAGAGGCUGGACCGGGAGGAGAAGGCCUACUACAUCCUUCAUGCCAAAGCCGUCAACCGCUUCACCAACGAGGCGCUGGAGGGCGAGUCCGAGUUCAUCAUCAAGAUCCACGACAUCAACGACAACGAGCCUCGCUUCACCAAGGACCCGUAUAUGGCCGCCGUGCCCGAGAUGUCUGACGUCGGCACGCCGGUGAUUCAGGUGACGGCCACGGACGCAGAUGACGCCACAUAUGGGAACAGCGCCAGGGUGGUGUACAGCAUCCUGGAGGGACAACCGUACUUCUCUGUGGACCCUGAUACCGGCCUGAUAAAGACCGCCCUACCUGGCAUGGACAGGGAAGUCAAAGAACACUACCAAGUCGUGAUCCAGGCCAAAGACAUGGCGGGACAGAUGGGCGGGCUCUCAGGAACCACGACGGUCAGCAUCGCCCUCUCGGACGUGAACGACAACCCGCCACGCUUCAUUAAGACUCUGUAUGAGUUCAGAGUUCCUGAGUCCAACGAACUGGGCUCUGCGGUGGGGGUCAUCCGAGCCAUGGACGCCGACAUUGGCGACAACGCCGAGAUGGUCUACAACAUCAUCGGGAGCGAUGGCCCCGGGAUGUUUGACAUCACCACCAACAGGAGCACGCAGGAGGGCGUCAUCGUGCUCAAGAAGCCCCUGGACUACGAGAAGAAGCGUCAGUACAGCCUGACCGUUCAGGUGGAAAACGACAAAAUCAACCCGCGUUUCUACUCCAUGGGGCCCUUCAGGGACACGGCCACCGUCAAGAUCGUGGUGGAGGACAUGGAYGAGCCGCCCGUGUUCGAGCGCGCCAGCUACAUCAUGGAGGUGAAGGAGGACGCCGCGAGGAACACGAUCAUCGGCUCGGUCAGCGCGUCCGACCCUGAUGACAAACACAGUCCUGUCAGGUACACUAUUGAUCGGCGCACAGACAUGGACCGAGUGUUCAACGUCCACGCGGGGAACGGGUCGGUGUUCAUCCUCAGGGAGCUGGACCGGGAGGAGAACGCCUGGCACAACAUUUCCGUCAUCGCCACCGAGUUCAACAACCCGCGGCAAAUAAGCCGGGUGCCCGUGUACGUCAGGGUGCUGGACAUCAACGACAACGCUCCAACGUUGGCCACCAAUUACGAGGCGUUCGUGUGUGAGAACGCCAAGGCUAAUCAGAGGAUAGAAACGGUGAGCGCCACGGACCCUGACGAGCCCCUCGGAGGACAUCGCUUCACCUUCAGCCUGGCACCGGAGGCUGCCGGGAAGGCCAACUUCUCUGUCAGGGACAACAAAGACAACACGGCGUGGAUCCUGACUCGAAGGAACAGCUACAACAGCCUCCAGAAGAGCAUCUACCACGUCCCCGUGGUCAUCUCCGAUGGCGAGUUCCCCRUGCAGAGCAGCACCAACACGCUCACCAUCAGGGUGUGCACCUGCGACCGCGAGGGCAAGAUGAAGCUGUGCAACCCCGAGGCACUGACGGCGAGGGCGGGGCUCAGCACYGGCGCCCUGGUGGCCAUUUUACUCUGCGUCCUCAUUCUGCUCAUGAUCGUGGUGCUGUUCGCUGCCCUGAGGAGGCAGAGGAAGAAGGAGCCUCUGAUCAUCUCCAAGGAGGAUGUCAGGGACAACGUUGUCAGCUACAAUGACGAGGGGGGAGGAGAGGAGGACACCCAGGCCUUUGAUAUUGGCACGCUGCGCAACCCGGAGGCCAUUGAGGAGAGCAAACAGAGGAGGGACAUCAUCCCCGAGACCUUCUACCCUCCGGUGAGACGGCCUGCGUUGCCCCCGAGCCGGGACAAUAACGGGGAUGUGAGAGACUUCAUCAACCAGAGGCUCCAGGAUAACGACAGCGACCCGACAGCGCCGCCUUACGAUUCCUUGGCRACCUACGCUUAUGAGGGAAACGGCUCCAUAGCGGAGUCCCUCAGCUCGCUGGAGUCGGUGACCACCGAGGGCGACCAGGACUACAACUACCUGAGCGAGUGGGGGCCGCGCUUUAAGAAACUGGCGGACAUGUACGGAGGGGACGAGAGCGACAGGGAUUCUUAACGACCCUGGCAMAUGGACGAGGAGAUUAAAACGUUGAACUUUCACGCCGGCCAUUCCGGUGGAAAYGUGUGGCGGGUUCAAGAAGAGACGAGCGCCGUUUGUGCUCCUUCACCGCUGUCGCCUUUCAGUUGUCCCUCCGAUGACCAGACGUAGGCUUUGUGUGUCCAGUCAGUGUUAGUUGCGUUUCGCAGGGACGCAGACAAGACCUUCUUUUUUUUCCCCCGUGAGUGUGUGAAUAUGGGAUUUAAACGAAGCCCACAUAUAUCUAAAAAAACUCAUUUUUGAUUUGUUUUUCCAAAGCUGCCUGUGACGGACGCUCACUACCUGCAGCUUUGUAAAUCAACAGAUAUGCCGAUGUAUUUUUCAGUGUUUCUGGGACAAAAACAUGCUGCAUAUUAAGAGUUCUACCUUAGCUUGUGAACGUACGGUAAUACGAAACAAUACGCUGUACAGUUUUGUUUUUGUGUUUUUGUUUUUUUUUCCUCCAGGGGAUUUUUAUCUUGAAAACAGUCCCUCUCCUCGGUGAUGUCUGCCUCACUCACGGUAACCACUUUUCAACAGUCAAGCUUGAGCUCAGUUAGAUUUUUGAGGCACCUUUGUGUUGGUCAUGGCAGCUGUUGUAAAACUGCUAAUGUUCUUGAAAAGGACCAUAGGGAUUUGCAGCCAGAAAAAAAAAAAAACAUCCAUAAACACAACAGUUUGUCUUUCUUUUUUAUUUUUAAAUUGUAUCUCCAUACAGCUCUGAGCAUUUGCCGUGAGGUGUGCUGAAAUACCAAAUAUUUCCCUACUGAGGUGAAUGUUGCCAGAGCCACUUUGUUCAAUUUGAAGGCUGAAUACUGAAGUGUGCAUUUUAUUGUUUUAACUUCAACCGUAUGAUGACGAUUCAAAGCUCUAASAAGUAAAAAUUCUGGUUCUGUUGGGACUUGAUUUUACUGAGAUACUGUAUAAGGAAAUGUAAAAGUCAAGCCUCCAGUGAGUUCCAGCACUCAGUUAGAUCAGAUCAUCCCUAAAACCUGUCAACAAUUAGACAUUUACUGGUUUCUUUCUCUAAUUUGUUUAUGUUAUCUCAUUUUAUUAUAUUGUUUSAAGCACGGAUUGAAAAUGUUUCAAGGAGAGAGUUGCUGAUUGGAUGUCCUCGACUUUGGGAUCAAAAAUCUUUUGAAGUGGAACAAAAAAUGAAAUUCUAAAAAGGUGUCACAUGGCAUUUAGUACAUCAAAAAGCAAUUGGACAUAAUGUUUUUUUCUUACUGUUAAGAAAAAGUCUACAUGGUGUCCUGAGAGUGGCUUUGACCUACACUGAAGAAUGUAUAAUGAAGGAACAGCGCUGUAACAGAAAUGUGCCAAAAAGCAAAGAACACCAGUAUUUUCCUUUCAAAAGGCCUCCUGAUCGUUGCAGACCGUUCCCUUCUUCUCAUUACAUGCACUGUACUUGGUGUCGAAGCCUAACCAAAUGGUCAGGCUUUACCCAGCUGAUUUCCUGUGGGACCAUCAGCCUCUUCCAUAAAGAUGUUUAUCGAGGGGCACCUGACCUUUGAGUUGAGCCGUAUUAGGCUUUUAAACCCAGAAGAUUUUCCUCCGCUCGGAGAGAAGGUCAGAGCAUCGACGAGGACACGCGGGGGUUUCGGUUUAAAUGUGAUUUAGAAAACAAAGGAAAGCGAUCCUUAAGCAGCAGUGUUUUUCAUAUUGGUUUAAGACCUCCGAAAUUUGUGUAUAAAGCUUUCAGAAGCAGGGAGGAGGUUGAACGGAGAGGGAGCAAAGUGAUAUCAACAUGAAAAAAACACGCCAGCUACAACAUGCUCUGCCCUCACUUUAACAAAAGGCCAACCUGUGAAGAGGCUGACAUUUGUCAGACAUUUGGAACAGAAAUAACACAACACAAUGGCAUAAUUGCCACCGUGCUACUUUCUUCUCUCCAUCAGUAAUGGUGCAGACCAUUAAGCCAGCCGACUGAUUAUAGAGUGGCUGGAAAACUCUAUGAGCAGCUAUUGUAUACACGUGUUCUCCUCUUGUUUUGUUUAUUAGUUUGCUGCUGGAGCUCCUAUUGUGCGAGUAGCCAUUUCAGACUGCUGCAGUGUUUCUAUGAUAAGCAUUAAAUGGGUUAAAAAAAACCAUAACUGCUAGAAAGCUGCAUGUCUGCCUUCAGGUACAGUGUGUAUGGCACAAUGAAAGGGACAAAAGAGUAGUGAACACUCAGCUGAAGGUAUAUACCUGCCCAAAUCUGCUACUGAUCAGGUCAAUUAUUAACCAGCCUCGAUUAAUUUCGCAACCAGCUCCUUAAACUUGGACAGUAAAUCCCAUUAUCAACGUUAAGCCACAGGACUGUGACUGUUGGAGACUAGCUGCCGGUGUCCAGCAUUUGCGGGGGAGUCUCCAAAAUGCCUCAAAACUGACUUUCCAAGUUGGAUUCCUGUUUGAUUUUCAGCAGGCAACUUAGAAAUGCACACUUUUAGGUUCAAAAUGAAUGGUAGAAUGCACCACAGACACUCAAACAAGGCCCAAACAAAAAAGUAUUCAUAAUUGUAUGUACAAAGUUAUUCGUGAUUUUCUCCCAAUUUGUAUCUUUUCAAAUCAGUUUAAAUCAGCAAAAUUCCACCCAAUCUCUAACGGACAACUGGCUUGUAACAUCAUCCCUUGCAUACUUUUUUAAAAAUCUUUUACGGUCUUCAGUGAAGUUAGCAAAGUGAUUCUAUUUGACUAGCAUAUCUUAGCUAAAAAUCCAUUAAGUUACACUUCCUUUAUUGAACAUUAGCAUCAAAAUGUUAUUGAUUAGCUAAUAAUAGUGAACUACUAACCUUUUGAAACAGAUAACCUGCUAAACCAUUUAUUGCUUUAGAGACUAGGACUUUGGAGCUAAAAAUAUUAGCUGUUAAUUUGAUUUAUUGCCUUUUAUUUAGUAGAGGUUUUUGUGCUAUGCCAACAAUAUGUAGACCUACUGUGAGCUGCAGUCUGGUAGACUGUCCAGUGAGUGGCUUUGUUUGAUUCUUGAUUUACUGCUCAUGUAUAAAUUGUGGUUGUUUUAUCAGAAAUCGCCAACAAUUUCUUGAUUACUAGCCAAUUGUCAGAUAUAUACCCAGUUUUGGGUGAAACAUUGCCUCCAGCUACAAGCUGUGAAGCAUUUACCUCAAAGUCAGAACUUGAAUAUAUGAAUGCUAUCAAACCCCCCCAAAAAAUCCCUUUUCCAGAUGAAACAAGUCCAUGUUCAGGUUGUAAAAUUAGUGGGAUUUGCUCAUUGUUGUGCUCAGUACCCAGGCUGUUUUAUAGCAAUAGAAGGUGAUGAAGUGGUCUUUAUCUGCAUUUAAACAUUGUAACAACAUGUUCUCUAAUAGGUGUUGUAAAGUGUUGUUUUGUCAAACGAGUGCAGAUAUUUCCACUUUUCCUGUUUGAGGCAGCCAUGCUGGAUUUUGAGGCUGGUGAGAAACGUCACAAAUUCCAAGUCAGAAUCCCGACUUCAGGGGAUGUUUUUCUGACUUAGGAAAGCACUAAUACCUUGGCCAACUGCUCACCUGUCUGAAAUUUGUCCCUUUUGCUGUGCCACGUGAGGUCUCAGAUAGAAACCAACUCAAUGUUUUCUUCUUUGGUCUUGACAUUUUACUGUUUUUCUAUGGGCUGUCAACAUAUCGUAAUUAUUUAAAACCGUUUUUGAUGAGGGGUGUGACUGCCUCCAACGUCGUCGCCAUUCCCAAUUUCUUUUUUUCUUUUAAGUGUGUGCGUGUGUGUGUGUGUGUUGAGGGAACUCAUUGAAGCAGCUGCAGUUUCCUCGCUCCAGAUACAGUAGAUCUGUGGUUGUUGAUGUGCAGGUCGGUCUCAGGGCUCGAGCCUCUGCUGUGCUAUAAUAUGUCGGUGGCAACGUGGUUGAGUAGUUUUGUCGAUGUAGAAACAAUCUGAGAGAUCGUGGUAGUCUAAGGAGCCCAACAUCACUGGCCAUUCAUCACUCUGCUUUGUAAACCGUGAUAUUUUGUACUGAAUAUUUAUAUGACACAAUUAAACAUGUUUAAAAUCAA
Messenger RNA from Austrofundulus limnaeus, 6924 nucleotides. Its product is annotated as cadherin-6. The transcript is spliced from 12 exons. Gene Ontology annotation, molecular function: calcium ion binding; beta-catenin binding; cadherin binding. NCBI's taxonomy places the organism in Eukaryota, Metazoa, Chordata, Actinopteri, Cyprinodontiformes, Rivulidae. Gene Ontology annotation, biological process: calcium-dependent cell-cell adhesion; cell morphogenesis; cell-cell adhesion mediated by cadherin. The record is from RefSeq and is a predicted model, not a curated record. Gene Ontology annotation, cellular component: plasma membrane; catenin complex; adherens junction. Bases 530 to 2923 code for a protein of 797 amino acids.